GCCUUACGGUAUUAUGUUACCUGCAUUAAUAAUAACUAAUCACACACAUCACAAUUGCAGUCUUAGAUUAGAUUGGAUCUAUAGGAUUCUGGACUAUAUGAUGCUUUAGAUGAAUUUUUCUAUUGAUACUGCAAAGAGUUUGAUAUCUCAUUUGUUGAUGUUUUCACAUACUUCCUGUGUAUGUUUUGUGGUUGCAGUUAGCUUAUCACAGGCUUCUCCAGUGUUAGUUUAUGCAGUAGUUUACUGUUUGUUUCACUGCAGACAGUUUGUGACAUGAGCCAAUACAAAAUGUGUUCACACCAAUGCUCAUUCUAAAAUCAGUUAUCGUAUGCCUAAUGAGCUGUUCCGUCUAUAAACUGUUUUAUGCCUUAUAGCCGUGUUUCUAUCUCCCUCUCUACCCAUGUUGUGUACUUAAUGUACCCUGUCUAGUCUUUGUUACAUACGCCUUCCUUUAAUUCACCAUGGAUGUUUUUAUCAACAUUUCUACCAUCGGCAAUCAUUUCUGUCCAUUUUUCAGUUCAAAUUGAUUGAGGUUUUCCCUUAAAAUGGAGGUCACUGACUAUAAUUGACUAUGGAUGAGGGAAGCUUAGCCUUGGCCUUCUGCCUUCAUCGAGCAUGCGCCUUACCUUCUCCGGUGACGAUGGUUGUUCAGAGGAAUUGGCUCUGUUGAACGAAGGCCUAGAAGUUUCAGAACUUGUGAUUGAAGAAAUAUCAGCUGAUAAUUCUGGACGUUCUUUCCUUAUCAGGAUUUCAGAAUCUAAAAGAUUGUACUACUGGUGCGCUGAAAAGUCGAAGGAAUGUGGAAUGGAGCUUCUUGCAAAGAUGAAAAAUCUACUUCAGGGCAGGCCAACCCUCUCUGAUCUCACAGGCAUCUCCAAUUCCCGACUUGAUGCUUUUGUUACUAAUUUACAUGCUUAUCUUCUUGCACCAAGUAUUGGAGAUGCUAAAUUGUUGGGAUCAUCUACUGACUUCCUCAGUAAUUCAAGUUCACAAGGGCAACAUUUACAGCCCCCAUCAGUCGUUUCCAGGUCUUCAAGGUCUCGCACCUCUGCCGCUAAUGCAACAAAAGCAAGCUUGAUCUAUCAAGCCAGUCUGAGUCCCAGAUCCAGCACUUUUAAAGAUGGGGUUCCAAGGACCUCUUGUGCAAAGGUUGUUGGAAGAGAGAAGCUGAAGCGGCGUGGGGACUGGUUGGGCCCAUCAACUGCUCUAAUCGAUGCAAAUCCUUUGAUAGCAAAGAGUGUUAACCCUGAUUCAACCAGUGAGGUGUCUGAUAGGGACUGUUCAAAAAACAGUGUCACUCCCGCUUCUUCAUUAGACUUGCCUCUUUCAUUUCCCUUGCUGCCACCUCUUUAUCCACUCCCAGAGGGUUCUUCAGAGAAUCCAUUUAAGCCUUACUAUUGCUGGUGUCCGCCAUGCCCAUCGUCACUGCAGUACAGUGUAACCCCUCUGCAUAUGCCAGUUACAUCUGUAGAACCAUUUCCCCAGUCACCUUUGGGCUCACUGGUAUCAAAUGAAGUAUCAUCUGUCUCGUCAUUUUCUGCAAAGUUGGAUACAACUAAUUCACCUUCACUUAAUCUUCCAUCGAUACUGCACGAUCCUUCACUUCACCUCCAGCUUCCUACUUCAAUUGUUCCCCUGCAUGGUUCUAUGGUUUCAACAUAUCCGUUACUUCAUCUGCCGUUUCCCACUUCACCUCUUGUUCCUGUACAUGGUUCGCAGGUUCCAACAUUUCCGUUGCUUCACCUGCCACUUCCUACUUCACCAUUUGUUUCAUUGCAUAGCUCACAGGUUCCAACAUUUACACCAUUGAUGUCUGAUCCUAUUGUGCAUGUCCCAGUCAUUGAUAUGUGUUCCUCCGGUCAGGCUUAUUUGGUGAGUUGUGGUCCUUCUAUAACUUCACCUGUUCCCCUGCUCCCUAGCUUGAAGCCUCUGAUUCCAGAAACCGAAUCGUUGGUUGAGAGGAGUGCUAGGGAAACACUAAUGAGACUUUUAGCUUCGACACCACCAUCAAGCAACCCCCAGCUGGUCAACAUUCUCCCUGCAGUCCUUACUGAUGUGCCUGAAAAUAUUUCUCGAUCUCCUAAUGUGAACAUGCAUGUUGGUGUCCAUCGCAACGACCUACUUCUUAGCUCAUCUUGGGGUGCUAAUGUGAUUGGAAGUGGGAUGGCAGCCAUGGAGCUGCACUCAGAGGAUGAGGUUUCCAGUGGGCAUGAUGCUCAUGCAAUGGUUGCGUUUACGGAAUUUGAUGAUAUCAACGGAGACCGUGAUCAGCCCCAUUUUCGGAGGAUGUAGUUUGCACAUGGGGUUUUCUUGAGCUCUUUGUUGGUAUGAAAUGUCUGAAUAUUUUGAACGGCACUUGUAUCUACAUGGUAAUGGGCUAUGUGGUUUUGGCAAUACGAUGAUAUAUGCAGCCUGGUUCACAUGGCUUCCCUGCCCAGCUAAACGGCUGAUGUGGUUGUUAAAUGUAAUUAGUUGUUUGUACUGUAUUUUAAUUUGGCAAACAAAGGGUAUUUGCUCGUGUGCAA
Molecule: messenger RNA, 2525 nt
Organism: Triticum urartu
Lineage: Eukaryota; Viridiplantae; Streptophyta; Magnoliopsida; Poales; Poaceae
Product: flocculation protein
Source: RefSeq, a predicted model, not a curated record